Molecule: messenger RNA, 1095 nt
Organism: Fusarium verticillioides 7600
Lineage: Eukaryota; Fungi; Ascomycota; Sordariomycetes; Hypocreales; Nectriaceae
Product: mitochondrial import inner membrane translocase subunit TIM16
Exons: 2
Coding region: 153-569 (138 amino acids)
Biological process (GO): protein import into mitochondrial matrix
Cellular component (GO): TIM23 mitochondrial import inner membrane translocase complex
Source: RefSeq, a predicted model, not a curated record
ACUUUGCACCCGGGGAAAAAGUCUCUAGCAGCGCCAUCACGAUCCUUUCCCUCGUCGCGAACGAGGGCCGCUAUUUCAACGUCGCUUCUCAGCGAUAUCUCCACCUUUUCUCCCGAUAAUCAAUUUGUCUACAUCACCCAUAAUUCUUCAAAAUGGCGCACAAAUUCGUGGUUACAGCCUUCCUAACAGGCUCCCGAAUCCUUGGUCGAUCAUUUGUCGCAGCUUACAAGCAGGCUCAGGCUGCCUCAGCGUACCAGCGAGCGCAAGCCAAGGCCGGCAACACAUCCGCUGGUGCCUCUCUCUCCUCUGGCAUGACUCUCGAUGAGGCAUGCAAGAUUCUCAACGUCAAGCCCCCGGCUGGUGGACAAGCCAAUGUCGAGGAGGUUCUCUCGCGUUACAAGCGACUGUUUGACGCCAACGAUCCUCAAAAGGGUGGCAGUUUCUAUCUCCAGAGCAAGAUCGUAAGAGCAAAGGAGCGAUUCGAGCGAGAGAUCGGUCCUAUACGGGAAAAGAUGGAGCAGGAGGCUGAAAUCAAAGAGGGUUUCAAGCCCAAGGUCUACAAGGACUGACGACUCUCCUUGAGGAAAUAAAAACGAAAAAGCGACACUUGUACGAUGACCUCGUAAAGGAGUUCAGAGGGACGGGAGGGAGGAGUUUACUUUCUCCAUGUAUACAAUGUACAUCUUCACUCGACUGCGGCAUGGCACGGCGUUUAUUGGGUUAUCGGUGGCGUGAUGAGCCGCUCGAGGUUGGUUGGUUCUUAGACGACAGAAAAAAGAGACAGACGACCUAUGCUAUCUUAUGUUUAAUACAACUGUACGAUAUCAACGGAGUACUCUUGAGUUGGAUGUGAGUAGAAAUGAGGCCAGGAGCUGGCGUGAGUUGUGGCUGUAUAUUUCGGCAACAAAUGUUUCGCCAAGGACAAUGUAGUGUUUCUUGGGACGACAUUGUAGUACUCCUGAGACAAACACACCUCACUGGGUACUGAUCUAUUAUAGCCACAAAGCUAUUCACACUGCCGGGUUCUUCUAGGCUUAUAAUUCCUCUCUAGGUUUUAUACGUGAUGUAAUAAGUCUAAAUCAUGAAAAGGAGCAA